CGGUUUUAACUUUUUAUUUUUCGCACGAGGACUAUAACUAAAUGUACAUUGGGAAAUAUAACUGCUUAAAAUUUCAAUGAAUUUAUUAUAUGCUGCACUAGCAUUUUGUUCACUAAAAACAUCAUUCCAAAAUUCAAAAAUUAGCAUAUUGUUCAGUCUAUUAUAAUUUAUUUUUGAAAUUAUGGCAGUAUCAAGAGUAUUUUCUUUUUUUUCAACUAUUAACGAUUUAACAAGAAAUCCAGUCAUACAAUGAUCUGUAAAUUCAAAAUAAAAAACUCCCUUUUCACACGACUGCAAAGGAAUAGUAUCGAAACGACCAUGAAUAUGAUCUAGGCAAGACCCAGAACUAAUCCUAGUCGGUUCAUUAAUAAAAAGAAAUAAACAAUUUUCAGCUAGAAUUGAAAGAUAAUAGUAAACAUUUUCAGAAUUAGAUAGAGAAUCUAGAUUAAAGUCACCAACAAUUAUUAAACUAGAGGAAUUUAUGUUAGAUAGCAAGUUUUUGAAAUAUCCUUAAUUUUAUAAUCAAUUUUCAAAAUAUCAGUAGAUGCAAAAGUAUAAUAUGUAACAUCUGCAUUCAAAUAACAAUUUUUUACAAAUACAACCACACCACCAGCAGCAUACGACUCGUUAGUAUUAGCAAAAAAUGUAUAAUUAGGAAUAUUGUACUCCACUAACUCGUUCUCAAAAACCCAAAUUUCAGAGACAAAAAUAAAGUCCGACAUGUUCAUAAAUGUUUCUAAAUGAACUACCAACAAAUCAAAGUUUUGUCUUAGGCUUCUUAUGUUUUGAUGUAUUAUAAAAAGCAAAUAAGUGUUAGACCAAAAUUCAAAAACACUACUACAAUUUAAGCCACAAAUUACCACUAUAACUAUUAUUAAGAUCUAAAUCUAAGUUAUUUUGUUGAAUUAUCAUUUACCUAGGGGUUUCAUAUAUUUAUGUAAUCAUUUUACAUAGGGGUUUCAUAUAAUUUUGUAACUAUUAUUAAGAUCUAAAUCUAUGUUAUUUUGUUGAAUUAUCAUUUACCUAUAGGGGUUUCAUAUAAUUAUGUAAAGCCAAUCUUGUCCUUUGCAGAUGCUCUCUGUACUUACUUAUCAUGUGACUUCUAUAGGUCUUCAAGUCAUUAGCAACUUCCUUCUGAGAAAUCCCAAUUUUUUCGUGAAAUCGAUCAAAGAUAUUUCGUAGCUUUACUAAGUCUGUUGGUAAACCUUCUUGGUUGAUUAAAACUUUAAUAUUUCACUUGAGUUAUACCAUCGACACAUACAUCAUUUUGAUCAAAUAGGUAUGCUAAGUAAAGUCUUACAUUUUUGUAUAUUCUAUGAUCUCUCAGACGCGAAAGUACAUACAUGCUAUCAUCUUGAACAAGCGCUUUUUGGGUUAAUUUUGCAAUUGGUGUGAAUAACGGACUGAUAUAGCUUGAUUUUAUAUUAUCAUUUGUAGUAGCACUUGGUUUUGUUUGAAUGCAUGGAUUAAGUGUUUCACCAAUUGUUAUUAGCUGACGUACUUAUAUUGAAUCAGAAUAUGUCCUUUUCUUUAUUUAAAAAAUUUAACCCUAUAUGUUAACCCACAGUUUUACAUGAUUGAUCGUCAAACGAUACGGUUGAAUUUUUAAAGAACGGUUAAUCAAAAAUUUAAUUUAAUUAAAAUUGCGUAAUAUUAUAUGCACAAAAUCGCAGUUGGCGUAAGUUUAAAGCGGUUUGUUACAGGCAAUCAUAGGAUGACUGAUUGUGAAACCUGUAAGAGAAGAAUAACUGGCGGGAACGGUAUUCGCUGUGCCGGAGUGUGUAACAGAAUCUACCACACUACAGCGAAGUGUGCUGGUCUCGAUGAGUACCAGAUCGGUAUUAUUGAAAGUAAUAAUAAAAUUAGAUUUAUGUGUGAUGAAUGUAUAUUAUAUAUACAAAAUGUUGAUAUGGUACUGCAAAAAAUGGACUGCGCAGUGCAAAAAAACAAUGAAUAUUUAAAGGAAUACAAGUGCGAUUUCGAAAACGCGUUAAAACGUAAUGAAAACGAGGUAAUGGGACUUUUAAGAACAAUCGAAGAUAUAUGUCGAAGGUAUAUGGAACGAUUACAUGAAAUAAAAAAUGAACAAAAAAAAGAGAUUGAAAAAAUGGUUAAAAUGACCGAAAAUUUUAAAGUGGAAAGUGAAAAAUUGAAUGUAGUGCUAAAUAACCAAACAGAAAAACUUAAUAAAACGAUUGUGCACUCGAUAAAAAAAAAUGAUGAGUUAUGCACAAAUAUAAGUAAUGCUAAAAUAAACAAUGUAGGUCAUUCAGUGUCAUUCGCCGAUAUCUUGAAAAAUAAUAAAGAAAAUAAAAAUUCAGUGCCGAUAAUGAAAAAACACUUGCCAUUAAUUGUAAAACCUAAGCAAAAACAAAAGAGUGAAAAAACAAAAAAAGAUCUUAAUACGAAGGUAAAUCCAAAAGACUUAAAAAUAAAAAAUGUGGAAAGUAAAAUGAAUGGCAUUAUAUUGAUAGAGACUGAUUCAAAAGAAAAUAGAGAAAAAAUUAAAACCGAAUUACAAAAAAAAAUGCAAGUUGAUUAUAAUAUCAUACCGAAGGAAAUUAAACCAAAAAUAGAGAUAGUGCAUAUGAAUAACGGUUUCAGUGAGAGUGAAUUAAUAGAAAAAUUGAAAAAACAAAAUGAGGUAUUAGAAAGAGCUGAAAUGAAAAUCAUAAAUUUGCGAACGGUGAAAAAAUUUAAUAGGGAAAUGAAGAAUGCCAUUAUAGAAGUCGAUAAAGAAUCUUUUCCAAAAAUAUUGAAUAUUCAAAAAUUAUGCAUUGGUUGGGAAAGAUGUAAGGUUUUCGAUGCCAUCUCAGUAAAAAGGUGUUUCAAAUGCAAUGGCUUCAAUCAUAAAUCUACAGAAUGUAGGAAUGAGGAAACGUGUUUGAAAUGCACAAAAAAUCAUAAAACUAGUGAAUGUACCGAAAAACCGGUUGACAUAUGUGUAAAUUGCAAAAGAGCUAACGAGAAAUUUAAACUGGGAUUAGAUAUAAAACAUAACUCAUUAAGUAAGCAGUGUGAGGUCUAUAAAAAAAAACUAAACGAACUAAAACAAAAAAUAGGAUACUAGCAAUUAGAGAAAUGUGAAAGGCACGCCUACUCUGCAGAUGAUAUUAACAGUAAUGAGGAUAAUACUAAUGUUGACAAGAACAAUAAUGAUAAUGAUAAAAAUAAUAAAAUUAAUAAUAAUAAAAAUAAUAAUAGUAGUAAUAGUAAUAGUAGCUACGAUAAUUAUAAUGUUGAUGAUAAUAAUAAUGAUGAUGAUUAAAAUAAUAAUAA
This is a messenger RNA of Condylostylus longicornis, 3279 nucleotides long. RefSeq lists its product as uncharacterized. NCBI's taxonomy places the organism in Eukaryota, Metazoa, Arthropoda, Insecta, Diptera, Dolichopodidae. The record is from RefSeq and is a predicted model, not a curated record. Bases 1658 to 3070 code for a protein of 470 amino acids. The transcript has a single exon.